Plasmodium gallinaceum is the source of this 3885-nucleotide messenger RNA. RefSeq names its product phosphoinositide-specific phospholipase C, putative (gene PI-PLC). Bases 1 to 3885 code for a protein of 1294 amino acids. Gene Ontology annotation, biological process: phosphatidylinositol-mediated signaling; maintenance of protein location in cell cortex; lipid metabolic process. The record is from RefSeq and is a predicted model, not a curated record. Gene Ontology annotation, molecular function: protein binding; phospholipid binding; phosphatidylinositol-4,5-bisphosphate phospholipase C activity. Gene Ontology annotation, cellular component: cell cortex. Lineage: Eukaryota; Apicomplexa; Aconoidasida; Haemosporida; Plasmodiidae. The transcript is spliced from 4 exons.
AUGAACAUUAGUGAGAAAUUAGACAUAAAUAUAUAUAAUGAAGAAAAGCAAAAAAAUGGCUCAAUAAAAAUAUUAUAUGAUUCAAGCAUGAACAGGAAUGAUAUAUAUAAUGAUGUUAAUAAUAAUGAUAACCUAAAUUCAUCUGAAUUAAAAAAUGUUAAUAGAGAAAUAAGUAAAAAUAAAAAUGAUUCAAGUAUAGAAGGUAAGUUAUCCUUUGAUAUUAAAAAUGUAUUAACACAUGCUUAUUUGCCUGUAUGUAUAGAGAAAAUGAAAGAAGGAGAAUAUAUGUACAAAUGGAAUAAUAAUAUAUUUCAAAAAAAGACAUUAAAAUUUUUUUAUUUAGAUGUUAACAAUUAUUGUAUUCGAUGGAAUUCAAAAAAGAAAAAAUUAAAAGUAAAUAAAAAUCCUUCUUUAUAUAUAUGUGACAUAAUUAAAAUAUUAGAUGGAUCAGAAUCAUUAUUUUUUAAAAAAAAAGAGGCUGAAAAAAAUUUAUCAAUUGAAAUAAUUAGUACACACAGAAAUUUAAGGGUAACUUUUUUAGAUAUUCAAAGAUGGAAAAUGUGGUUAUUUGGUUUGAUGUAUUAUCAGUAUAAAUUAGUUAAUAAAGGUACAGGGAAAAAAAUGAAACCUUUUUUUUAUGAAAAUAAUAAAUUAUAUGAUAACUAUAUUAUUUCUGGAUUAAAAGAUAUUAAUGUUUUAACAUUAUCUCAAUUAUAUAUUAUUUUAAGAAGUCUUAACAUAUAUUUAAAUAUGAAAAUUUUAUAUCAUUAUUUUUCUAUUUAUAAAAAUAAAGGCAUUAUUAACUACUUUGGAUUCACAAAAAUAUUAGAACAUAUUUUUUCUAAUAAUCAUAUAUCAUUUUAUUUUAAUAUUUAUAAAGAUAAAAAAUUGAAUUAUAUAGACAAAAAUAAAUUUAUUGAAUUUUUAAUAGAUAUACAGUGUGAGGGUAAAUGUGAAGAAAACAUAUUUAAUAAUGAAGAAAUUAAAAAAUUUUACAUUAAGAGUAGCUUAAUUAGUAAUAAUAAAAAUGAAAAUUCUGUAGAUUCAUCUUACGAAAAUCAUGAAAUUAAUAAGGAAAUUAAAAUUAAAAAAAUAGACAAAAAUCAAAAAAACAGAAAAGAAAAUUACAACUAUAUUAAUGGAAAAGUAUCAUAUAAUAAUAAAGAUGAAAAAAAUACAAAUGAAAAUAAUUUCAACAGUAAUGGUUGUACAAAUAAUAACGAAAUUUAUUUAAAAAGUAAUAUAAAUCAAAAUAAUUAUAUUAAAAAUAAUCUUAAUACUUACGAUUGGAAUUUAAUAAAUAAAAUAGAUGAUCAAAAUACUAAUGAAAAUAAUAUACAUUAUGAUAUAAAUAUUCUCAAUACAUUUCUCUUUGCAGAUGAUUUAAUGCAUUAUGAUGAAGAUUAUUUAUUGAUAUUGAGAAUAUUAAAAAAUAAAUUAAAAUUUAAAGAAAAUAACAAUAUAGAAAAAAAGGAGCAUAAUGAAGUAGAAAAAUACGAUCAUGAAAAUUAUAAAACAGAAGAAAUUGAUCAAUAUGAAGAGAAGAAAAAAAAUUUUAGUAAAGAAAAUAUAGAUAGUAAAUAUUUUAUAAGAGCUAGGGUAAUAUACAAAUUACUAAAUACGAUAAAAAAAUAUAAUAUUCCUUUUGUAAUUAUUAAUGAAAAUCAUUAUUUAACUCAAAUAGGUUUAGUCUAUUUCUUGUUAUCAAAGGAAAAUAGUAUUAUGUGCCCAGAAUAUUCUAAAGUAUAUCAAAAUAUGAACAUGCCUUUGUGUAAUUAUUGGAUAAAUAGUAGUCAUAAUAGCUAUCUUGGUAGAAAACAAAUAUUUAGUACUAGUAAUAUUGAACAAUAUAUAUAUAUUUUAAUAGAUGGAUGUAGGUGUGUAGAAUUUGAUUGUUAUUAUUUUAAUAAAAACAUUGUUGUAUAUCAUGGCUUUUAUGGUUAUAAACUUACAUCUUCCAUCUUAUUUUGCGAUACACUAAUUGCAUGCAAAAUUUUUGGUUUUACUACUUCUCCAUAUCCCAUAAUAUUAUCACUAGAAAUUCAUUGUAAAAAUAAACAUAAAAAUUUAAUUGCAAAAAUAUUAAUAUGCAUAUUAGGAAAUCAAUUAUAUAUACCAAAAACAAGAGAUGAAAUUAAUAAUAUAACUCCAAAUAAAUGUAAAAAUAAGUUUUUAGCUAAAUAUAAGCAUUUUGAUAAUAACGAAAGUUCAGGUUUUUAUUAUAUAUUUGAAGGAUUGCAAAGCAUAAUGUAUGAUGAAAUUAGUUAUCUUUCAGAUAUUGUUGGAGAAGAUGAGGAAGAAGAUGCAGAAGAAAGAGAUGAUAUAUAUGAUAUAGAAGAAAAUAUAGAUGAAGAUAUAGAAAAUAAUGUUGAAAUGUGGAAUACAAAUAAUGAUAAAAAGAAAAAUAUGUAUGUAAAUAAGUUAUAUAAUUCAUCAUCAUUAGAAAGAGAUCAAGAAGAAGAAAAUAAUGCAUCUGAAAAAAAGAAUUUUUUAAGUAUAUUAAAUAUGAAAAAAAAUGAAAAUAAUGUAGAUAAUAGUAUUAAUAAUAGCUUAUUUAAUCAUAGCAAAAAAGAAAAAUUAAAUGGAAUAGAUGAAAAAAAAAAAAUAAUUAAAAAAAAGAGUGAGAAUUUUGAAGUAAAAAAUAACAAUUUAUUGAAUGAAUAUUCAUGUUUAAAAGGUUAUGUUUUUCGAAAUUUUUGUGAAAAUAGAAAAUAUAAUGAAAUAUGUUCAAUUAGUGAAAAUAAAUUUAUUAAAUUAAUUAAAAAAAAUGAAAAAGAAAUUAUCAAAUAUAACCAGAAAACAUUAACACGUGUUUACCCAUCAGGAACAAGAUUAGCAUCAACAAAUUUUAAUCCUUUAAUAUUUUGGAAUGCUGGAAUACAAGUUGUUGCAUUAAAUUAUCAGUAUAAUGGCUUAAGUAUGUUAUUAAAUAAAGGUAGAUUUUUAGAAAAUGGAGGAAAACAUUCAGGUUAUAUUUUAAAACCCAAAUUAUUAAGAUUUAGUGAAAAAAACGAUUAUAACAUUUUAUCAUUGAACUUACAAAUAUUAUCUCUACAUCAAAUAAAUUUAUUAUUCUCCAUUAAAAAUAAAUAUCAAGAGAAAAAAUUAAAAAAGAAAUUAUUUAAAAUGGAUAUGAUUCAAAGAAUACAGACACAUAAAAAAAUUAAUAAAAAAAUGAAAAAUUUUAAGGAUUUACAAAAACUAGAAAAAGAAAAAAAAAAUUUUCUUUUUUCAGAUAUUCAAUCAGAUGACAAUAAAAAAAAUGUGAAUCAUGAAUUUCUUUUAAAUAAAUUUAAUGAUAAUGACAAUGAUGUUAAUUAUAUUCAUAAUAAAUUUUCUAAUAUAGAAAAAAAAUAUGAAGAUAUGCUAUCAGAAUAUAAAUCCUUUUUAUUAUGUUCAUCCUUAUCACAUAGUAGUAGUUUUAAUAGUUGCAGUAGCAAUACAACUGCAUCAAAUAAUGGAAAAGUUUUAAAUAAAAGUUCCUCAUCAAAAUUUAAAAAUAAAAGUUUUUAUCAAACUUUUGAAGAAUUAAAAAAAGCAAAUAAUUUAUUUUUUUAUUUAUAUGUAACUAUUUCUGUACAUGGAUAUAAUGAGCAAAAAUAUUAUUUUAAAACGGAAAUAGCUAAAGUUAAUUUUUAUGAUUUAAAUUAUUGUUGGUCAAAUCCUUCUAAUUUCCAAAUGAAAAUAUGUUACCCUUCACUAGCUCUUAUUGUAUUUGAAUUAAAAGCAUAUGAUACUGUUAAGAGUGAAGUAAUAGCUUGCGCAUGUUUUCCAGUUAAAUGUUUAAGAGAAGGUAUCAGAUUUGUUCCAUUAUGUGACAAAUACUUAAAAGACAUUAGAGGAUCAGGAAUUUUAGUUAACCUAAAAAUUACAACUAAUAACUAA